This is a messenger RNA of Impatiens glandulifera, 1497 nucleotides long. Its product is annotated as WRKY transcription factor 1-like. Gene Ontology annotation, molecular function: sequence-specific DNA binding; DNA-binding transcription factor activity. The coding region runs from base 290 to 1288 and encodes 332 amino acids. The record is from RefSeq and is a predicted model, not a curated record. Lineage: Eukaryota; Viridiplantae; Streptophyta; Magnoliopsida; Ericales; Balsaminaceae. The transcript has 5 exons. Gene Ontology annotation, biological process: regulation of DNA-templated transcription.
AAAAAAGGAAACUCUCUCUCCCUCUUUCUCUCUCUCUCUCUCUCCUCUGUUCUCCAUCGCAGUCAAUGGUGGCUUCGGAUGCUUAACUUUUAGCUCCUCUGUGAGUGGCCGCAGCUUCGAAGACUUUUGUCCAUUUGAUACGUAAACAUUUGCCUUCAUUUACGCUUCCAAUUUUCAUUCAAUUCCUUCCGGUGAUCGGAAUCGUUACUUCCACCGGAAUCACAAGAACCUUCUACCUAGGGUUUCACUUGUCUGUAUCCUGAAAGGGGAAUGUCAAUCUAAAACUUAUAUGCUGAAAUCCAAAGGUCUGAACUGCACGAUGUCUACUGAGAAUUCAGUGAUUAAACAACAGGAGAAGGAUUGCAAUGAAGAUCAAAAGUUGAAUUCUGUGAAACAAGAUAAAGAUUAUUUGCAAGAUGAUAACGUUGAUGCAAAAGCUUUAUCUGUAGUAUCUGAAAUUGAACAAGUGGAGAAGACUUCAUCGUAUAAGAUACCUGAUAAUAAAGCAUCACUUGAAGAUGGAUAUAACUGGAGAAAAUAUGGGCAGAAACAUGUUAAAGGGAACGGAUUUGUACGAAGUUAUUACAGAUGUACAUAUCCUAAUUGCUUGGCGAAAAGACAAAUUGAGAGAUCCUGUGAUGGUCCGAUUACUGAUACGGUUUAUCUUGGGCAGCAUGAACAUCCUAAGCCGCAAGCUAGUCCUCGAGUUUCUGUAGGUUUGGUUACGUCUGAUCAACCUAAGGAAGGAGAUGAGACUGCUUUUUAUUCUAGAAAUGAGCCUCUUGCAAUUGCUGUUGUAUCAAGUAAUGAUGAUGCUGUCGAAGGCUCGCUUUCACAUUCUUAUAAAACGAGGGACGAAAUUGAUGAUAAUGUUGAUCAUGAUGCUAAGAGGCUGAAAAAGGAUGUUGGUAACAACGAUGAAACUUCAGCAGGAAGAACAAAUGUGACGGUUUCCAGGCUGGUUGUUCAGACUCGGAGUGAGGUUGAUUUGGUGAAUGAUGGUUACAGGUGGCGCAAAUACGGGCAGAAAAUGGUGAAAGGAAGUCCGAAUCCAAGGAGCUACUAUAGGUGUUCAAAUGUGGGAUGUCCGAUGAAGAAACAUGUGGAGAGAUCAUUGACUGAUCAAAAAGUUGUUGUUACUACAUACGAGGGAGAACACGAUCACGUCAUGCCCCCAGGAAGAACUGUAACCCCUAACAUGGCCGCGGCUGCAACAACAACAACAUCCAAAACAAAGGAAAAAGAUGCGGUUCUUGACAUGGUUGUUCAUGUUAGUGCAAACACUUGAUGAUAAACUUCUUGGUUUCUUUUCAUUUUUUAUUGUGGAAAUAAGUUUUUAGCUGCCCCCAGUUAGUAAGUAACUGAUUGAGUCUGGUUUUCUAAUUCUGGUAUAUAAAGGUUGGUUGGUUGGGUUUAACUUUUUAUUGUGUGUAAUUAAUUACUCUCUAGAUAGAUUAUGCUCUCAAUUAAUAAAAUGUAGCAUAUGAAUUUACCCUU